GCGGUUAACCGGAAACGCGGACAGCCAGAGAACGGAAUUUUGAAUAUUAGCCAACUUGCGUGUCCGUAGUGCCAUGUUAACGGGACAUCGAAGCGCUGAGCAAACGAACGCCCCCUUGUCCUGCUCCUGCCUAGCCGGUGGCAUCUAGGUGACCAUGGUUCGUCGAGCCUCAAGUGUUCCGCAUCUGAACAGUAGUGGCGGUAGUAGUGCGGAUAGCGCUGGAACGUCGGGUAGUCGGCGUGGUAGGGCGCCCGUUGCCGGUUCUCGGGGCCGAAAGACGCCAUCGUCCAUGUCCAACGGACAAAAUCAGCGCCAGAGCUCCGGGAGCAGCAGCAGCGUUCCCCGAUCUCGAAGUCUGACCAACGGCAUGCGUCGCCUUAGCCCGCAAAAGGGAACUGGAAGUAGCGGGGGCGGAGGAGGCGGUAGUUCCCGGAAUACGCCGUAUUUCCUCCGUUCACGCGAGAAUGAGAUUGGCAGCGCUGACACCCUGGAAAUUGUUGCCUCGAAAUCCACGGGCAGCGAGGAGUGCUCCACGCCCGAAGACAAUAUUAAUGUUGUGGUGCGUGUGCGACCAUUAAACGACAAGGAGAAACGCGAUCGACAUGGAUCCACUCUUCAGUUUCCCGGCAACGGUCAGGUUAUACUGGAGGGCAACGAUGUGGGCCAAAAAAGGUCACACAAUCGUGACAGCGUUCGGGUCUUUACCUACAAUGUGGUCUUCGAGCCAGGAGCCACGCAGGAAGACAUUCUGGACUACUCGGGAAUUAAGCGCAUCAUAGAAAUGGGCAUUGAGGGUUUCAGUUGCACGGCCUUCUGUUAUGGACAGACGGGCUCCGGUAAAACCCACACGCUCACAGGACCACCGGACUUGUUCGUUGGCAAACCAAAUCCCAAGGAUCCGAGGCAUGGUCUGAUCUUCCGCUCGUUUUUGUAUCUCUUCCAAUUGAUUAAGAAUCGCAAGGACGUCAACUACGUGCUAAAAGCCUCCUUCAUGGAAAUCUACAAUGAGCGGGUAAUCGAUUUGCUCAAUCCGGGAAGUGCGCGAAAACCGUUGGCGGUCAGAUGGUCCAAGAAAUCGGGUGGUUUCUUCGUGGAGAACCUUUUCACGGUUGACUGUGAAGAAUUGGAUGAUCUACUGGCCGUUUUGGAAGAAGGUAUGAGAAAUCGUGCGGUUGGCUCCCAUGCCAUGAACGAUCAUUCGUCGCGGUCUCACACAAUCUUAACGGUUCACAUCCUGUCCGAUCAACAGACGGAUGGUGGGGUGUUUCUCUCCAAGCACGGAAAGAUAAACUUCGUUGACUUGGCUGGCAGUGAAUUGACCAAGAAGACCAUGAGCGAGGGGAAAACUCUGGAGGAAGCUAAUAACAUUAACAAGAGUCUUAUGGUCCUUGGAUACUGCAUCUCUUCACUGAGCGACUCCAAGAAGAGAUCCGGUCACAUUCCGUAUCGGGACAGCCAGCUCACCAAGCUGCUGGCCGACAGUCUGGCGGGGAAUGGCGUAACCCUAAUGAUCGCUUGCGUUUCUCCUGCGCACUACAAUCAUGCGGAAACUCUGAACACCCUGCGAUAUGCAUCGCGGGCAAAGAGGAUCCGCACCAAGCCAGUGAUCAAGAUGGAUCCAAGGGAGGCACUAAUCCUCAGUCUAAAGCGUGAUAUCCAUGCUCUUCAAAUGGAGAACGACCAUCUAAAAGCGGCCUUAAAUCUUCAUCAUCAAGCGGCUCCGAAUGGUGGGGCGACUGAGAAUCUCCUGGAGCUUCAACUUGAUCGAGUAAGCAGCGGUGGUGGAAUACCAGUACCCAAAGUGGAUCUGCAGCGAUUACCAGAACUAGAUGGUUCCGAACUGGCUGAGCUUGUGAAGCUAUACAUGGUGGAGAAUGAAUCCUUAAGGCAGGAGAACAACCACCUGUUCACCGUGCGAGAGACCAUUCUAAGAGAUCAGGAAAUUGUAUGUCGCGAGAACGAACGCCUGCUAAAGAAACUGGAGGAUGUGAACAAAGUUUGUGUUCGUUCACCUUUAAUACCAGCAAGGCCGGCCAUAUCUCCAACGACGGGAAAAGAAACGCCUGGCACUGAGAUCUGGACCAAUCCAGAGCCACUUCAAUCUCCUCCAGAAUCUAAUUUACCAAUCGAGCAGCGAAUGUCGGAGAAUGCUGAUAGGAGAACAGAUACGGCACAAAAACGAAUCGACCAGCAACGCAUAGCUAAAAACAUUCUAAUUAUGGCCAAUGCAUUCCGGAAACCGGACUCAGAUUUGGCCAAGGAGUUGAACCUUAAUCCGGAAAAGGCACCCGCAAAGCAGUCAGCCGAAUUUAUGCCUGAGUAA
Molecule: messenger RNA, 2323 nt
Organism: Drosophila eugracilis
Lineage: Eukaryota; Metazoa; Arthropoda; Insecta; Diptera; Drosophilidae
Gene: Klp54D
Product: kinesin-like protein KIF12
Exons: 7
Coding region: 155-2323 (722 amino acids)
Biological process (GO): microtubule-based movement
Molecular function (GO): microtubule motor activity; ATP binding; microtubule binding
Source: RefSeq, a predicted model, not a curated record